AUGGAAACAGCAGCUGAUUUAUCAGACUUUGAUAAAGGUCAAAUCGUUAUGGCUGGGCGACUGGGAACAUCAAUAUCAGAAGAAGCGCAUUUAGUGGGCUGUCCACGGGCAGUAGUGAGCGCAUAUCGAAUGUGGUGUAUGGAUGGUGAAACGACAAUUCGCCGGCCAGCAGUGUGCCGUCGACGGCGCAUUGAUUUCAGAGAAGAACGGAGACUGCUACGCAUUGUUCACCAUGACCGAAGAGCUACAACGGCCGAAGUCAUCACCAGCUACAACAGUGGCGACCCAGACAGAAAUUGUGAACAUCCCGUGCAGCGUACAUUGCUACGUAUGGGCUUACGCAACCGGAGGCCGAAGCAGGUCUCUGCACUGACAGUACGUCAUCGCCAGCUGCAUCUGCAAUGA
This is a messenger RNA of Stegodyphus dumicola, 405 nucleotides long. RefSeq lists its product as uncharacterized. NCBI's taxonomy places the organism in Eukaryota, Metazoa, Arthropoda, Arachnida, Araneae, Eresidae. The record is from RefSeq and is a predicted model, not a curated record.